AUGUAUGCAUAUUCUUUCUUCAAUUGGUCCCUGUGGGUCCCUUCAAGGAGUUGGCACACUGCCUUGAUCCCGUUCAAGUGUUUCUACAUGAGCACCGCCAAAUGCCAAAACAAUCAGGAAUCCUGCAAAAUCACCAGGCGACAUCGACAAUCAUACAUUGCAAGGGGGCUGGGAACGCGGCGCCUCCGAGAAGUCCUUCGGCGCAAAGCCAAUUCAUCAUCCUUUCCCGACGUCGAUACGCGUUAUACAUACCCGAAUUUGAAGCGCGUCAAAGACAACUUUCUACCAACAAAGGAAAGUUCGGACCUAUAUAUAUCCUAUGUUUUUGGAUCCGAAAACCUCACUCCUUCUCCAACUUCAGCCCUUCAGUAG
Messenger RNA from Marasmius oreades (fairy-ring Marasmius), 372 nucleotides. RefSeq lists its product as uncharacterized. NCBI's taxonomy places the organism in Eukaryota, Fungi, Basidiomycota, Agaricomycetes, Agaricales, Marasmiaceae. The transcript has a single exon. The record is from RefSeq and is a predicted model, not a curated record. Bases 1 to 372 code for a protein of 123 amino acids.